Dracunculus medinensis (Guinea worm) is the source of this 561-nucleotide messenger RNA. The record is from the annotation of a GenBank genome assembly. Lineage: Eukaryota; Metazoa; Nematoda; Chromadorea; Rhabditida; Dracunculidae.
AUGUAUUUGACGUUAAAGACGAAUCCUGAAGAUAGGACUAGAAGAAAACGGCAAUAUGAUUGUUCAUUUGUAUUAGGUAAAACGAUUAAAUUUUGUGAAGAUAUGGGUCAAAGGCAAAGCGAAAAUAGACAAUAUGUUGAUCAAGAGAGUAAAGCUUUAUGGGAAGUUGAAAUGGAAAUGAUGAGCGAUUUAUUUAAGCGAUUAAGCAAUUCAUGUCAUCAAAAGGAAGCUGAAUUAACGAAAGGUGAAACGGUUUGUCUUGAUCGUUGUGUAUCGAAAUUUAUGGACCUACAUCAGAGGUUAGGACAAAAACUUACGGCAAUUACAAGAGCUGAAGAACAACAAUUACAAUCGCAAAUGAUACAACAACAACAGCAGCAACAUGAACAACAACUAAAGAGCAAUUGCUUCAACGUUGAACUCGCUUCGGUAUUAAAUUACCAUGGCGAGGUUAAGAAAGUUUUAUUAUCUAGUUUAAAAGAACACGAUGCGAUCUUAUGGUGGAUCAUUAAGGAAGUUUCUGCGAACUUAUUAAUCAAAUAUGGUGCACAGAAAAUUUAA